AAAAUUCCUUUCUCCUCAAUCUCUGCUUUUCCGGCCGAUAAUCGGCGUUUCAUUCUCCCGGCGCCGCCGCGAUCGGGCCGUGCCUCACAACACCGUGAACGUUGCGCGGCCGAUUUUGCCGCAAAAAAACUCUUUGGUGGAAGAAUAUUUCCUUGCGCUUACUUCUCUGAAUCAGUAGCACCUUCCUUCAUGGAAGCUCUUAGAUCUUUCCCUUCAUUCUGAGCCUGGCUUUAUUCAUAAUGAAGUUAGGUUCUAAGGAAUAGGAAGAGUUCAAAUUUUCAGAUUCUCUGAUUGGUGAAAAUUUAACAGCAAAUGUUGGAAGCUACACAUGAGAUUGCUAUUUACAUUCAUCGCUUCCACAACCUCGACUUGUUUCAGCAAGGAUGGUAUCAAAUUAAAAUCACAAUGAGGUGGGAGGAUGGAGAUUGUGAUUCUUGGGGUGCUCCCGCAAGAGUUGCACAGUAUGAAGCUCCAGAUCUGGGUUCUGAUGACGUGUAUGGAGUUUGGAAAAUUGAUGACAUAGACCACAGCUUUUCAACUCAACCUUUUCGUAUCAGAUAUGCGAAGCAGGAUAUUCUUUUGUCUAUGAUGGUCUCAUUCAACUUUCCUUAUCGUAAAUUUGAGCGAGGCGUACCUGCAUCUGCUAUCAUUCUGAAGUGUGAGUUGCUGCACACUCCUGUGUUGGGGAACAGGUCUGCUGUUAUGGACUCUUUGGUGAGUGCCGCUGUCCAUGAAUUCCGGCUUCCCUCAAAGGCUCUUCUUGGAUUGCAUGCCUAUUGCCCUGUUCUUUUCGACAUGUUUCACUCAGUGUUGGUUGAUGUAACUGUGCACGUGUGCCUGCUUAAAAGUGUUCACACAAAGAAGGUACCCAGUAAUCAUAAAGCUGUGAAUGAGGAUUGUGCUAUGAAGGGCUAUGAUAAAUCACAGCAACAGGAUAUACUCAUCCAACCAUUAACAACUUCCAGAGACAUACUCAUUGAAGAGCUACGCAAACUCAGCGAAGCCAUCAAUCAACAAAUAGAUAUUAGUUCACACAAACUGUUUUCUGGUGAUCAAACUAAAUCAAAAAUGAAUGGAGAAGCUGAUUUUCUUAAUGAUGUUCCUCGAUCACAGUCCGAGGAUAAGCUGCUCAAUUCAAUUGAUUUGAUUGACAACCAAUUGACUUACCUAUGGAGUUUAUUUUUCAACUUUCACAGGGUUAAUGCGAAGAAAGUUCUUAGGUAUCUCUACCACCAGUGGCGUGUGGAGCGGAAAGCCGAAUGGUCAAUCUGGAUGGUGUAUACGAAGGUUGAGAUGCCUCACCAAUACAUAAGUAGUUCGGUGCACACAUCUUACCAGGGAUUGCAUGGUAAGCUGCCCAUUCCACAGAAGAUAGAUGGCGACCCCGCACAAGCAGCUGCCAUGAGAGCUGAGCGUCACAGGCAAAGCAUAGCACAAAUGAUGAUCAACACUCGUUCGAUUCAAGACAUGCUUAUAUUUGGAGAUCCAUCGCGCAUACCCAUUGUAAUUGUGGAAAGGGUUGUCACUGCUCCUUUGCGCUCGACCAGCAGUCAAUCUUUCUUCAGCCAAGUGGACCAGAAUGACACAAAUAGUUCGAUUUCAAAAUUUGGCCCUACCCCCACAAAUGAAGUAUAUACCUCCCAUUCACAUGAUCGUGAUCUGCAGAUUGUUGUUUUUGUCCAUGGAUUUCAGGGACAUCACCUAGACCUACGGCUCAUCCGUAAUCAAUGGCUUUUAAUAGACCCGAAGAUUGAAUUCCUCAUGUCCGAGAUCAAUGAAGAGAAAACAUCAGGCGAUUUUAGAGAAAUGGGACAGAGACUAGCGCAAGAAGUAGUAUCAUUCGUGAAAAAGAAAAUGGAUAAGGUGUCUAGAUCCGGUGCCUUGACAACAAUUCGACUUAGCUUUGUUGGCCAUUCGAUUGGAAAUAUAAUUUUGAGAACUGCUCUGACAGAUAGCAUCAUGACGCCAUACCUCGGGUACCUCCAUACAUAUCUUUCGGUCUCUGGUCCUCAUCUCGGCUACCUUUACAGCUCGAAUUCGUUAUUCAACGGAGGUAUGUGGCUCUUGAAAAAGCUCAAAGGCACUCAGUGCAUUCAUCAGCUAACUUUCACCGAUGAUCCUGAUCUUCGAAACACAUUCUUGUACAAACUGUCCAAGCACAGGACAUUGGAGCACUUCAAGAAUGUUAUUCUUCUAUCAUCUCCCCAGGAUGGCUACGUUCCGUACCAUUCUGCUAGAAUUGAGAUGUGCCCGGCAGCUACCGGAGACCACUCGAAACGGGGUCAGGUCUUCCUCGAGAUGCUGAACUAUUGCCUCGACCAGCUGCGCGCACGUCCCUCAGAGCAGCGCGUGCUCAUGCGCUGCGACGUCAAUUUCGACGUCACCCUCCAAGGGAAAAACCUGAACACCAUGAUCGGGCGCGCCGCGCACAUCGAGUUCCUGGAAUCCGACAUCUACAUCAAAUUCAUCAUGUGGUCCUUCACGGAACUAUUCCAGUGAUCAUCGCCCCCUGGAUCAACUUUCCAUCGCUGAUCGAGCGAGGUUCAUUCUCCCGGAAUUUUUAUAUCGAUCAGCCGGUCGAUGCUGUUCUUCCGAUUCAACUCGUUCAUCCGCUGGCCAGGUAUCGGUUUUUCGACUUUUUUGUGUCUGUUGUAGACGACAACAGGUUCUAGCGAUUGUUGUAGAGCUCCAUUGAAGAGUUGCUGAAGUUUUUUUAAGUAAUGAGUUGUGCAAAAAGUGAAAUGGUUUUAAAA
Molecule: messenger RNA, 2753 nt
Organism: Andrographis paniculata
Lineage: Eukaryota; Viridiplantae; Streptophyta; Magnoliopsida; Lamiales; Acanthaceae
Exons: 16
Coding region: 313-2499 (728 amino acids)
Source: RefSeq, a predicted model, not a curated record